Molecule: messenger RNA, 2156 nt
Organism: Drosophila simulans
Lineage: Eukaryota; Metazoa; Arthropoda; Insecta; Diptera; Drosophilidae
Product: mucin-2
Exons: 2
Coding region: 1-2094 (697 amino acids)
Source: RefSeq, a predicted model, not a curated record
AUGGCGUCGAUUUGUUAUGCAAGUGCCGUGGUAGUCUGCCUCUUAGGAAUACAUUUUUCUACGGCGGACAUCGAUCACGCAACAAAACCACUGAUAGUUGGUUCCAGUGACCAAUUAUCAGAGAAAGAAAUAUUCCGUUCGGAAUUGCCCAUUCCCAUCAAACUAAACUAUAGGAAUCAACAAUUUCCUAUUAAAAAUGAUAGGGUCCCGAUUGUAGCAUUGGAAAAGCAAAGAGCCACAAACGAUAACAAAUUGUCGACUGAAGGAAACGUAUUCAAGGAGGCAAUUUACCAAGAUUAUGAUGAGCCUCCUACCGACUUCGCUCUGAAAAGGUUUUGGGGAAAGUGGAGGAGAAGGAGAACGUCUACAAGGCUCCCAACAACUGUAACCUCAGAUCCAGCAUCAACAGGAUCCCCAACAACAUCUACUGCCAUACCGACAUCCACAGGAUCCCCAACAACAUCUACUGCCAUACCGACAUCCACAGGAUCCCCAACAACAUCCACUGCCAUACCAACAUCAACAGGAUCCCCAACAACAUCCACUGCCAUACCGACAUCAACAGGAUCUCCAACAACAUCCACUGCCAUACCGACAUCAACAGGAUCCCCAACAACAUCCCCCGCCAUACCGACAUCAACAGGAUCCCCAACAACAUCCACUGCCAUACCGACAUCAACAGGAUCCCCAACAACAUCCCCCGCCAUACCGACAUCAACAGAAUCCCCAACAACAUCCACUGCCGUUCCGACAUCAACAGGAUCCCCAACAACAUCCCCCGCAAUACCGACAUCAACAGGAUCCCCAACAACAUCCCCCGCCAUACCGACAUCAACAGCAUCCCCAACAACAUCCACUGCUAUACCGACAUCAACUGCAUCCCCAACAACAUCUCCCGCUAUCCCGACAUCUACAACAACCAUGACACAGACUCCAACCACAUCAACAGCAAUUCCAACGUCGACGACAACCACAACACAGUCCCCAACAACUUCAACAGCGAUUCCGACAACCACAACAGAGUCAUCGACAACAUCCACGGCAAUUCCGACCUCUACGACAACCACAACAGAGUCAUCGACAACAUCCACAGCAAUCCCAAUAUCUACAACAACCACAACAGAGUCAUCGACAACAUCCACAGCAAUCCUAACAUCUACAACAACCACAACAGAGUCCCAAACAACAUCCACGGCAAUUCCGACCUCUACGACAACCACAACAGAGUCAUCGACAACAUCCACGGCAAUUCCAACUUCUACAACUACCACAACAGAGUCAUCGACAACAUCCACGGCAAUUCCAACAUCCACAACUACCACAACAGAGUCAUCGACAACAUCCACAGCAAUCCCAACAUCUACAACAACCACAACAGAGUCAUCGACAACAUCCACAGCAAUUCCAACAUCUACAACUACCAUAACAGAGCCAUCGACAACAUCCACAGCAAUCCCAACAUCUACAACAACCACAACAGAGUCAUCGACAACAUCCACAGCAAUCCCAACAUCUACAACAACCACAACAGAGUCAUCGACAACAUCCACAGCAAACCCAACAUCUACAACAACCACAACCGAGUCAUCGACAACAUCCACAGCAAUUCCAACAUCGACGACAACCACAACAGAGUCAUCGACAACAUCCACAGCAAUCCCAACAUCUACAACAACCACAACAGAGUCCCAAACAACAUCCAUGGCAAUUCCGACCUCUACGACAACCACAACAGAGUCAUCGACAACAUCCACGGCAAUUCCAACUUCUACAACUACCACAACAGAGUCAUCGACAACAUCCACGGCAAUUCCAACUUCUACAACUACCACAACAGAGUCAUCGACAACAUCCACAGCAGUUCCAACAUCUACAACAACCACAACAGAGUCAUCGACAACAUCCCCUGCAAUUCCAUCGUCGACAACAACUACAACCCAGUCUCCAACAACAUCCCCUGCAAUUCCAUCGGCGACAACAACUACAACCCAGUCUCCAACAACAUCAACAGCAAUUCCAACAUCUACAACAACCACAACAGAGUCCCAAACAACAUCAACAGCAAUUCCGACCUCUACAACACCCACAACUUAGGGUCCGACAUCAGCCCCAAUGGAUAUAACAGUAAAGUAUUUUUUAAUACAAAAGCAUAAAAA